AUGUCUGCGGCUACUACAGAACCCACCAAGGAGAAACCGGUGCAGCCGGUUGAGUCCGACGAAGAGGACGACGACAUCGACGCCCUGAUCGAUGAGUUGCAGUCCAACCACAACCUGGACGAGGAGGACGAGGAAGACGACGUCAAGGUCGCGGCCGGUGAGGCCCGUCCCGUUCCUGAGGAGUUGUUGCAAACCGACCCUUCAUACGGUCUGACCUCCGACGAGGUGACCAAGCGUCGCAAGCGUUACGGUCUCAACCAGAUGGCCGAGGAGUCCGAGUCUCUAAUUGUUAAGUUCCUCGGUUUCUUCAUCGGUCCUAUCCAGUUCGUCAUGGAAGCCGCUGCCAUUCUGGCUGCCGGUCUAGAGGACUGGGUCGAUUUCGGUGUCAUUUUGGGUCUGUUGUUCCUGAACGCCGCUGUUGGUUUCAUUCAAGAAUACCAGGCCGGUUCCAUUGUCGAUGAAUUGAAGAAGUCUUUGGCCAACUCCGCCGUCGUUAUUCGUGACGGUAACUUGGUCGAGAUCCCUGCUAACGAGGUUGUUCCUGGUGACAUCAUGCAGCUAGAGGACGGUACCGUCAUCUGUGCUGAUGGUCGUCUCGUGACUGAGGAGUGUUUCUUGCAGAUUGACCAGUCCGCCAUCACCGGUGAGUCUCUGGCUGUCGACAAGCACUACGGUGACACCACUUUCUCUUCUUCUACUGUCAAGCGUGGUGAGGGUUUCAUGAUUGUCACCGCCACUGGUGACAACACCUUCGUCGGUCGUGCCGCUGCUUUGGUUAACCAGGCUUCUGGUGACCAGGGUCACUUUACUGAGGUUUUGAACGGUAUCGGUACGAUUUUGUUGGUGCUGGUUAUUGUUACCUUGCUGCUUGUCUGGACUGCCUGUUUCUACCGUACCGUGCGUAUCGUCAGAAUCUUGAGAUACACCCUGGGUAUCACCAUUAUCGGUGUCCCAGUCGGUUUGCCAGCUGUCGUUACCACCACCAUGGCUGUCGGUGCUGCCUACCUUGCCAAGAAGCAAGCUAUUGUCCAGAAGUUGUCCGCCAUUGAGUCUCUUGCCGGUGUCGAGAUCUUGUGUUCCGACAAGACCGGUACCUUGACCAAGAACAAGUUGUCUUUGCACGAGCCAUACACCGUCGAGGGUGUUGAACCAGAUGACCUGAUGUUGACCGCUUGUUUGGCCGCUUCCAGAAAGAAGAAGGGUUUGGACGCUAUUGACAAGGCUUUCUUGAAAUCUUUGGCCCAGUACCCAAGAGCCAAGAACGCUUUGACUAAGUACAAGGUUUUGGACUUCCACCCAUUCGACCCCGUUUCCAAGAAGGUCACCGCCGUGGUGGAGUCCCCAGAAGGCGAGAGAAUCAUUUGUGUUAAGGGUGCCCCAUUGUUCGUCCUAAAGACUGUCGAGGAGGACCACCCUAUCCCUGAAGAUGUCCACGAGAACUACGAAAACAAGGUUGCUGAAUUGGCCUCCAGAGGUUUCCGUGCCCUGGGUGUUGCCAGAAAGAGAGGUGAAGGCCACUGGGAAAUCUUGGGUGUCAUGCCAUGCAUGGACCCUCCAAGAGAUGACACUGCCCAAACCGUCAACGAAGCUAGACGUCUAGGUUUGAGAGUUAAGAUGUUAACUGGUGAUGCUGUCGGUAUUGCUAAGGAGACUUGUCGCCAACUGGGAUUGGGUACCAACAUUUACAACGCUGAGAGACUAGGUCUAGGUGGCGGUGGUGACAUGCCAGGUUCCGAAUUGGCCGACUUCGUUGAGAACGCCGAUGGUUUCGCUGAAGUUUUCCCUCAACACAAAUACGCUGUCGUCGAGAUCUUGCAACAGAGAGGUUACUUGGUUGCCAUGACUGGUGACGGUGUUAACGACGCCCCAUCUUUGAAGAAGGCCGACACUGGUAUUGCCGUUGAAGGUGCUACCGAUGCUGCCCGUUCUGCCGCUGAUAUUGUUUUCUUGGCCCCAGGUUUGUCUGCUAUCAUUGACGCCCUGAAGACCUCCAGACAGAUUUUCCACAGAAUGUACUCCUACGUUGUCUACCGUAUCGCUUUGUCUCUUCACUUGGAAAUCUUCUUGGGUCUAUGGAUCGCUAUCUUGAACAACUCCCUGGACAUUGACUUGAUUGUUUUCAUUGCCAUUUUCGCUGAUGUUGCUACUUUGGCUAUUGCUUACGACAACGCUCCAUUCGACCAAAAGCCAGUCAAGUGGAACUUGCCAAGAUUAUGGGGUAUGUCCAUUAUCCUAGGUGUUAUUUUGGCUGUCGGUACCUGGUUGACUUUGACUUUCAUGUUCGUUCCAAAGGGUGGUAUCAUCCAGAACUUCGGUUCUAUUGACGGUGUUCUGUUCUUGCAGAUCUCCUUGACUGAGAACUGGUUGAUUUUCAUCACCAGAGCUGUCGGUCCAUUCUGGUCUUCUAUCCCAUCUUGGCAAUUGUCUGGCGCUGUGUUCAUCGUUGACAUCAUCGCCACUAUGUUCUGUCUGUUCGGCUGGUGGUCUCAGAACUGGAACGACAUCGUUACUGUCGUCCGUGUCUGGGUUUUCUCUUUCGGUGUUUUCUGCGUCUUGGGUGGUGCUUACUACCUGAUGUCUGGCUCCGUUGCCUUCGACAGAUUGAUGAACGGUAAGCCAAUGAAGGAGAAGCCACCAACCAGAUCCGUUGAGGACUUCCUUGUUGCCAUGCAGAGAGUCUCUACUCAACACGAGAAGGGCAACUAA
Lachancea thermotolerans CBS 6340 is the source of this 2706-nucleotide messenger RNA. RefSeq names its product H(+)-exporting P2-type ATPase PMA1 (gene PMA1). Bases 1 to 2706 code for a protein of 901 amino acids. Lineage: Eukaryota; Fungi; Ascomycota; Saccharomycetes; Saccharomycetales; Saccharomycetaceae. The record is from RefSeq and is a predicted model, not a curated record. Gene Ontology annotation, cellular component: plasma membrane. The transcript has a single exon. Gene Ontology annotation, biological process: regulation of intracellular pH; proton export across plasma membrane. Gene Ontology annotation, molecular function: ATP hydrolysis activity; P-type proton-exporting transporter activity; ATP binding.